CUCGGGUAGGGGCGCGCUGCGGCCCGCGGGCUCGCGGACAGAUGCUGUUCUCGCUGGUGCUGGGGGCUGCGCGCAGGGCCGCGCGCGCGUCCGUGGAGACAGCGCUCUGCGGAGGCGGUUUGAAGCUAAUUCAGGAAAGCCAUCACCAUUUUUGCACUGCUAUUUCUAAAAAUGUCACUUACAAGGAACUUAAAAACCUGUUGAAUUCCAAAAAUAUCAUGUUAAUUGAUGUUAGAGAAACAUGGGAAAUUCUUGAACAUGGAAAAAUUCCUGGGUCUAUUAAUAUACCAUUGGGUGAGCUAGGUGAGGCUCUACAGAUGAACCCGAGAGACUUUGAAGAGAGGUACCAUGAAGUGAAGCCAUCCACGUCUGACAGCCUAGUGUUUUCUUGUUUAGCUGGAGUGAGAAGCAAGAAGGCUCUGGACACAGCCAUAUCCCUGGGCUUUAGCAGUGCUCAACACUAUUCUGGCGGAUGGAAGGAAUGGGAAACCUAUGAAUUUUCAGAGAAGAAACAAGAAAAUUGAGUUUUGGAAUACAAAAGAUUCUUUGUGUACAUAAAGCCAAAGACAGUGGACUAAGCAAAAAGAAAAUCUAGUUCUGGCACCAAUGGUGAAUGGUGAGCAGAUUCUGUAUAACUAACUACCUGGUGAAUAUUCUUCUCAUCCUUAAACUGAAAAUACUGUUCCCCUGAGCACUUUCAAUGAUUGCUGAAGAAACCAAGCUUAGUGGGGCAUGC
Messenger RNA from Jaculus jaculus (lesser Egyptian jerboa), 736 nucleotides. It is a transcript of the gene Tstd3, whose product is annotated as thiosulfate sulfurtransferase like domain containing 3. Bases 42 to 524 code for a protein of 160 amino acids. Gene Ontology annotation, cellular component: mitochondrion. The transcript has 4 exons. Gene Ontology annotation, molecular function: thiosulfate-cyanide sulfurtransferase activity. Lineage: Eukaryota; Metazoa; Chordata; Mammalia; Rodentia; Dipodidae. The record is from RefSeq and is a predicted model, not a curated record.